ACCCUCCCCCGGCGCUCGGCUCCGCCGCCCCGCGCCGCGCCCUCACAGCGCGGCAGCCGCGGCGUUCGAGGCAUGGCGGGGCCGGGGCCGCGCCCGGCCGGGCUCUGCGCGGGGCCCCGGCGCUCCGGCCCCGGCGGCCUGAGGCGGCCCCGCUGCCCCCGGGCGUGAGAGGCGGCGAAAGGCUGCGGGAGCGCCGGACCCACCAUGCGGGAGCUGGCGAUCGAGAUCGGCAUACGGGCGCUGCUCUUCGGGGUCUUCGUUUUUACGGAAUUUUUGGAUCCAUUCCAGCGAGUGAUCCAGCCAGAGGAGAUCUGGCUGUACAAAAAUCCCUUGGUGCAAUCAGACAACAUCCCCACACGGCUCAUGUUUGCAAUUUCGUUCCUCACGCCACUUGCAGUCAUUUUUGUGGUGAAAAUAAUCCGUCGAACAGACAAGACUGAAAUUAAAGAGGCUUUCUUAGCUGUUUCCUUGGCUCUAGCCCUGAACGGUGUCUGCACAAAUACUAUUAAAUUAAUAGUGGGAAGACCGCGUCCCGAUUUCUUUUACCGCUGCUUUCCAGAUGGAGUAAUGAACUCUGAAAUGCACUGCACAGGUGAUCCAGACCUGGUCUCUGAAGGCAGAAAAAGCUUUCCAAGCAUCCACUCUUCCUUUGCAUUUUCAGGCCUUGGCUUCACCACCUUCUACCUGGCUGGAAAGCUGCACUGCUUCACGGAGAGCGGCCGAGGGAAGAGCUGGAGGCUCUGUGCAGCAAUCCUGCCCCUCUACUGUGCCAUGAUGAUCGCCCUGUCACGGAUGUGUGACUACAAACACCACUGGCAAGAUGCUUUCGUUGGAGGGGUCAUUGGCCUCAUUUUUGCUUAUAUUUGCUACAGACAGCACUACCCUCCUUUGGGCAAUACAGCCUGUCACAAAUCUUAUGUUAGCCUGCUGGAUCAGAACUCAGUGAAGAAAGAAGAGAGACCCACAGCAGACAAUGCUACUGGGCUGCCUCUGGAGGGAAUAACUGAAGGUAUCCUGUGAAAAAUGCAGGCAAAAUAUUCCAGACCACAGCCUGGCAGUUGAACAUUUCUUGGAGCAAUCAAGAUGAUGUUGAUCAACGACCACAAUUACGGUGCUUCAGACUGGAGGAGACUGCUGCCAUGAUUAUAAUUUCUGUGUUCCUGUUGGAAUAUGCAUCAGCCUCGUAGACAUUUUGUGAUUCAAACAGCUCAGUGUCUUUAUGUAAGGCUUGUCAUUUACUUUCCUCAAAGCUAAGCUUUGUAGAUUUUAUUUUUUUUUAAAGAGCUGCUUCCUGAUUGGCAACACUUGAAUUUUUAUAAAAAGCAAGUAAAUUAGGGUCCCCUUAAAAAUAAAGCUAAUAACUGUGUACAAGAGGAUGCAACCUUGCUGUGUAUAAAUUUAUGGAAUAUUUGGAAAAGGCUAUAAAUAGGAAGUGACAUUAAGGAACAGAAGGUAACAGGAGUGAACCCGGGAGGUUCUGUAGAAAUCAGGCCUUGCAAAGCUGGUGCAGUUUAACUGAGCCAGAGGGAGGAUGUUUCACUUACAGAAUUCUGAGCUCUACCCGAGCUCUACCCCAGAGACAGUUGAAUUAGCUGUGGUUUUCCUGGUGAAUAUACAGUAAUUCACAAUACCAGCAUCAGCAAAGCAAAACUACUUGGCAUUUACGCUGGAUUUGAAAGAGCACUCCUCUGGUGUGGUUGAGAUCUUAUUCUAGAAAUCCACAGAGUUCAAUGGAGGUUUAAUCUUCCUACAAAGUUUUAAACCAUCCUACAGAAUUCUGUAACAAAUAUAGUUUUCUAUUACUUCAUGUGGGAGGAUUACUGAGAGCCUCAGAGCCAGGGUAAGACUUAGCUUUUCUUUCAGCAGGAACCCUAGUCUUCCAGGUUAUAUGCAAAUGUUAAAAAAAGAAUAAAUCUUCAAUCAAAAUUAGAAGUUUAAUACUGAUGCAUAGAGCAUUUUGCAUGUUUUUAUAUAGAUCUGGCUUAUUCUCAAAAUGGAGUGGGGCCUUUUAAUAGUGCUGUACACAUUCUCAGUAUUUGAAUGGCUUUGGAUACAGGCAGGCUGUCUUUGGGAUGAGGAAAAGCUCUUCCAGCCCUCAAGUGAGUAGUGGCUGCUAAAGGAUUGGAACAUGAGCUGUAAUACAGCACAAAAACUGAAAUUGCAGGAGUAAUUGGUGACCUCAGAAAAGCAGUAAAGAAUAACACAUUUUAAUGGGAAUAAUUAAAUGGAGAGUCAUAAAGGAGACAAUGUAAAAGGUCUGAUUAAAGUGUAAUUAAAAUUAUGAAAGACUUAAUGGAAUGAAACUUGUGGAGGGAUCUGCAGGUGCCGCAAUCAGCAGUGCAAAGUCAGCGUAGGGAAGGCAUUUUUGUGGAUCAAUGUAUUUUAAUCUCAUGCUUUCUCAAUGUGAAGGAAAUGUAAUGUUGUAAUGCACCAAUAAAACAACACAUGAAUGUGGGUUUGUA
Messenger RNA from Motacilla alba alba, 2462 nucleotides. It is a transcript of the gene PLPP4, whose product is annotated as phospholipid phosphatase 4. The transcript is spliced from 8 exons. The record is from RefSeq and is a predicted model, not a curated record. Gene Ontology annotation, molecular function: phosphatidate phosphatase activity. Gene Ontology annotation, biological process: phospholipid metabolic process. Lineage: Eukaryota; Metazoa; Chordata; Aves; Passeriformes; Motacillidae. The coding region runs from base 205 to 1020 and encodes 271 amino acids.